CAGAAAUAUUUUUAAACAAAAAUAUGAGUGACUUUGUUUCAAAACAAUCAUUAAAACUUUUUGACAAAUUUGAUUUGCCGUACGACUUUCUGUAUGCAGAUAUCCUAAUUUGGCCAGGUAAUGAAAGUUAUCAAGAGAAUUUGGAGUUUUUCAAAAAAUUGAAAGUUGUCAAUGACGUUGCAGGACAUGGCGUCGCAUUAGUAGAAGAAUAUAAUAGAUGCCUAACUAAAGAUGAGGAAACUAACUCUGAGACGGAAACGAAGAAAGGAGAAAAUAAUGAAAUCAAGAAGACCAAACCUACUAAGGAAUUCCGUUUGAGAUCUGACGGGGCUACAAUACAUAGCAAAUCGACAAAAACUGCAUCCGAUAUAAUAAAGAAGCCUGUUAAGAAAAAAGUACAAUUAGGACCUGUUUAG
This is a messenger RNA of Psylliodes chrysocephalus, 416 nucleotides long. The record is from the annotation of a GenBank genome assembly. Lineage: Eukaryota; Metazoa; Arthropoda; Insecta; Coleoptera; Chrysomelidae.